This is a messenger RNA of Quercus lobata, 2778 nucleotides long. Its product is annotated as flocculation FLO11-like protein. The record is from RefSeq and is a predicted model, not a curated record. The transcript is spliced from 3 exons. Bases 526 to 1200 code for a protein of 224 amino acids. NCBI's taxonomy places the organism in Eukaryota, Viridiplantae, Streptophyta, Magnoliopsida, Fagales, Fagaceae.
AGCCCACUCUUCCCCCCCUCACCAGUAGCAGUACUUGUACUACACGAUAUGAUAUGAUGUGAAAUGACACAUCCACGACGACUGUAUGUGUGUGAGAGAGAGAGUCAUUUCUCAGAUUCAACCCUUGUUUCAGUUUUUUCCUCUAACCCCUCUAAUUCCAUUUCCAUUUCCCCAAAAUUCACACACAAAAACCUAACUUUUAGUUCUCAGAUUCAGCAACAGAAAAUCAACAAUUUCUCACUCUGAUUCUCUCUUCUCCUCCUGGCUCCUUCACGUGAUUCUGAUUGGUUUCUCUGAAGAUCUGAUUCAACGAGUUUGGCUGAAUUCGCUUGUUUGAUUUUCGAUUUCGGUGUAUUAUGGCGAAGAUCUACAAGUUUCAGUGGUAAAAAAGCUGUGAUUUUUUUUUCUUUGUUUAUUGUAUAGUAGAGUGAGAAAAUUUACCAGAUCUAGUAGUUGGUUUACUUUUACCGGGACCGAGUUGACUCGGACGAGUUGUUACAGUGGUGACUCAGUGAGUUGUUAGUAAUGGAGACACUCGUCGUUGUGGCUCAGCAUAGAAACCACCACCACCACCAAUACUAUAGUAGUAGUAGUAACGGUAAGGCCCAUGGGUCGGGUCGGUUCGGUUUCCGAUUCGGAUCAUCGGUGCCUUCUACAGGGAUCAAUUGCCGGAGUUACCAAUCUGGGGCAGGUAUACUCCCAACCCCAUUCAAGGCUUUCUAUUCUCCUGUAACCAAACAUACCUGUUCACCAUCAUCACCACCUUCACAGUCACACUCUUCAUCUGAUUGCAACACCACACACACUAGUGCCAAAAGCACUCCUAUUGAUAUUGUGAAGAAAGGUUGUGAGAAAGAGAGUGCUUUUAUUGGUAAUGAGAGUGCCACUGGUUGUAGUUGUGAGUGUGGGUGUGGGAGGAGUGGGGGUCUCUCAUUUUGUGAGCUCUGGGCUGGACCCACUUACUCAAACUCACCACCCCCGAGUUCUCUGCCCAUACCCAAGUUUUCGCUCAAGCCGAAACGGACUGUGUCACUUGAUUUGCCAUCUGGGUCGGAUUUGGUGGCAGAUAACAACCACCACCCAAUUGCUAAGUCUGCACCCCCAUCACCUACUAGGGAGCAUAGCAAUUGCACAAGGGAUAUGUUUGCGACCAAGACUCUGCGUCGCAUUCUCAAUCUUGAUGUUGAUGAUGAUGAGUGAGUGGUAGGGGCCAUUCUUUGGCUCCUGUAAAUAGGUUUAGCUUUGAAAAUGGGUUAGUGUUAGAUUGUAUAUAGAGUGAAUAAAUUGGUUGGCAAUGUUAGUCGGUAUGUUCAAGUGUGUUUAGCUUUCAGUAGUGGUGCCCAAUGGUGAUGGCUGUGGUGGGUCGACAAUCUCCGGAUUCCUUAAUUAGAAUUAAGGUGUAGAUGGGAAUUUGGAAUUGGACUUGGCUGUGGUGGGUUGAUAAUCUCUGGAUUUCGUAUUAAGAGUUGUGGUGGCGAUGGGGAUUCAGAAAUGGAAGACUUGGCUGUGGUGGGUCAACAAUCUCCGGAUUUUGCAUUAAGAAUUGAGGUGUAGAUGGAAAUUCAGAAAUGAUAGAGUUGGAUUUAGAUGAUGGAUGUAUCUCUAUGAGAGAGGUAGGUUAUACUGUAUGGGGUUUUGCGAUACGGAUGGAAGCUAACUUGGGAGGUUUACGAAGUAGAAGGGGGGAGAAAUGAAUGGGAAUAUACUUGAAUCAUUGCUGGUGCUGUUCUUUGCAAUGGGAUGGAAUGGCAGAGUGCUGUUCAAUCUAUUGGACCUGAAGGAAAUCAUGUUUCUAGUUGAAUGUUGGAAAUUAUGAUUUCAAGUUCUUGGAAAAGUUCCUUACAGAAUUGUUAAUUUUCACUAGUCUGUUCCUACUUCUUAGGUUUAGGUCUCUGGUUUCAGACACUGUAUAUACUGUAGAAUCUUGAACUCGCUAUCUUAACAAACCCUGUAGGCUUCUGUUUCAUUUUUGUUACCAUAAGCUUCUUUUCUUAUUCUUAAAACUUUAGCAUCCUUCUUUUUUCUGAAUAGCCUAAUUGAUUAGUCUCUUUCUUCCAUGGAUCAAAGUUGCCAAAAUUGGCUGCUCAGAUAAUCUCCCUUCCUAUAGAUUCUUACCUACUUAUCAAUAUUCUCCCCUCUUCAUACUCGCUGUUUCUUUUGUUUGUUUAGGAUCUGACUCCUUUCUGUACACUUUACAAGGUGUUCAUUCCCUUCACCAUUUUCCUGUUUUUUAUGAGGGAAAAGUGGGAAGCGAUAGGGAUAGUAGUAGUCUGCUGCUUCUGCUUCUUCAGUUAGUAGGCCUAAUCCGUGUUGCUCUUUACUCUUGUAAGCCUUUUGUGGUCCUCUUGUAGUUUCUUGUUCUUUUGAGUGCAGAGAGUCCUUUCCUCUUGAUUUCUGUAAGGCUCAUCUUCAUUGGAGGUUGUUGAUCGUACCAAGCCAUGCACAAGGAGACUGUCGGAGAAGCUGGCUUCACUAGUAGGAUAUGUUUGUGCUGGAUCCAGUGUGUCUACAUAAGUCUUGUGAGGAGCUUGCAUGAAGUUUCUUCGUGUUGUUGCUUCUGUUAGAUAAAUGCAUAAUGUGCAAGUUUGGUUGUAUGGUCUUUUGUUCUAUGAAACCCUUUAAAGUAGCAAAGUCUAUUUGUAGCGUUUGACUAAGUUGUUGUCAUCUUAUCCAUUUUCAUGUUAUAUUUGAUGCUAGUAUUUUCUUGUUUUUCAUUUAGGUUGAUGUUUUGCCAUCAGUCUGGAUUGUGAUAUAUUAUUAUUUCUAGUAUUAAUGUUA